Molecule: messenger RNA, 770 nt
Organism: Onychostoma macrolepis
Lineage: Eukaryota; Metazoa; Chordata; Actinopteri; Cypriniformes; Cyprinidae
Product: C-C motif chemokine 8-like
Exons: 4
Coding region: 277-564 (95 amino acids)
Biological process (GO): cellular response to type II interferon; cellular response to interleukin-1; monocyte chemotaxis
Cellular component (GO): extracellular region
Molecular function (GO): chemokine activity; CCR chemokine receptor binding
Source: RefSeq, a predicted model, not a curated record
AGUCAAUGUCACUGUCUCUUCAUGUUGCACUGAUAAUGAGAAACCUUAUGAAGAGCCCUAAAUCUUCAGGAUAUAAUAGUGCUGUGAUCAUGAAAUUGACUUUUGUCACAUGGGAUCUGCAGGCUACCUCUUACUGGUUAGAGAUGUAAAGGAAGUGAAUAUCCUGUCUUGAAAAAUAGCAUAUAUAAAGACCCAUUAUCGAUAGCAUUUUCAAAACAGAAGCUAGCCUGCAAACAUCUUCUUCUUGUGGUUAUCUGAAUAUUUUACACCAACAUCAUGCAGCUCUGCUGGAAAUUAGCUCUGAUGAUGAUGGUUCUUGUGUGUGUUACUGCACAGCAAUCCAACUAUCGUCGUCCCACUCGAGUUGGAGUGAGCUGUUGUAAGGAGGUGUCAAAAGGAAGAAUCCCUGCUGCAAUUAAACUGGUUGGAUACAAGCAUCAGAAUGCCCUGAGUCCAUGUGUGGAUGCGAUAAUAUUCUACACAGAGAAGGAAAAGUUCUGCUCUGAUCCAGAUGCGCUCUGGAUUAAAAACCGUCUGAAAGGUCUGAAGGAGAUUGUGGACUGAGCAAAUGGAGGCCUAGAGGAUGCUGCAAAUCUAUCUAUAUAUUAAUAAAUCUAUCUAUUAAAAAGAGAAUAUAUAUAUAUAUUAUGCAUGUUUAUUUAAGCAAAACAAAUUACUAUUAGAUCCUCUUUUGCUUAUGUGAAUGUUAAGAGAUGUUUAAUUGCUUUGUUUAAUCUGCUUUAAAAUUAAAAUGCAAUUUUUGAAAAAUA